Molecule: messenger RNA, 2224 nt
Organism: Setaria italica (foxtail millet)
Lineage: Eukaryota; Viridiplantae; Streptophyta; Magnoliopsida; Poales; Poaceae
Product: probable clathrin assembly protein At4g32285
Exons: 1
Coding region: 134-1978 (614 amino acids)
Biological process (GO): vesicle budding from membrane; clathrin-dependent endocytosis; clathrin coat assembly
Cellular component (GO): clathrin-coated vesicle; clathrin-coated pit
Molecular function (GO): SNARE binding; phosphatidylinositol-4,5-bisphosphate binding; 1-phosphatidylinositol binding
Source: RefSeq, a predicted model, not a curated record
GCGUCACCGCACGGAAACCGCGUCCUCUUCUCCUUCUUCUUCAGUUUCUCCUCCGCCUCUUCGAUCCUCCCAACUCCCAAAAGGCGGAGGAGGCGAUCGUCAGCGGCGAUAGCCAGAGGGACCAAAGGCCGCCAUGUCGAUCCGCAAGGCGCUGGGCGCGGUGAAGGACCAGGCCACCAUCGGCAUCGCCCGGGUCUCGGGCGCCGUGAAGCCCGACCUCGACGUCGCCAUCGUGCGCGCCACCUCCCACGACGACGCUCCCCCCGACGACCGCCACGCGCGCGAGGUGCUCCGCCUCGCCUCCGGCGGGUCCCAGCGCGCCUGCGUCGCCUCCCUGGCGCGCCGCCUCGCGCGGACCCGCGACUACGUCGUCGCCGCCAAGUGCCUCGCGCUGCUGCACCGCCUCGCCGCCGAGGGGGACCCGCACCUUCGCGGUGAGCUCCUCCGCCCGGCCCCGAGCGGGAGGCGCGCGGGGGAGCCCGUGCUGUCGCUGCUCCUCGACUUCCGCGACGAGGCGCACGCCGCGUCGUGGGAACACUCGGCGUUCGUCCGUGCCUACGCGCUCUACCUCGACGAGCGCCUCCGGUUCCUCGUCUCCCUCCUGCCCCCGCCCCGCGCCGUGCGGUUCGCCGACGACUACAAUAACGCCGUCAGCGGCGCGUCCUCCCCGCCCGCGCCGGCGGCGAUGGCGCCGGUGGGCGACAUGGACCCCGACGGCCUCCUAAUCCGCGCGCGCCAGCUGCGGCAGCUGCUCGACCGCUUCCUCGCGUGCCGCCCCGCGGGCGCCGCCCGGACCAGCCGCGUCGUGCUCGCCGCGCUCUACCCGCUGCUCGGGGAUAGCUUCCAGCUCUACGAUGAAUUCUCCGCCGUGCUCGCUGCCCUGCUCGACCGCUUCUUCGACAUGGAGUACGCCGAGUGCGUCAAGGCGUUCGAGACCUACGUUGGCGCUGCCAAGCAGAUCGAAACCCUCCUCGCCUUCUACGCCUGGUGCGACGACGCCGGCGUCGCGCGGUCCUCCGACUUCCCCGACGUCAAGCGCGUCGACGAGAAGCUCCUCGAGACGCUCGAGCAGUUCCUGCGGGUGCGCGGCCGCGCAGGCCUCGGCUCGCCGCCGCCACUGCCACCGCAAUCGGUGCACCAAUCCGCCGGCCGUGACCAAGACGAGCCCGCGGAGUACGUCGACAUGAACGGCGUCAAGGCGCUCCCGGCGCCGCCGCCGGUGCGUGACAGCGCUGAGACCACCCGAUCGGUGCCGGCGAAAUCCUCCGCCGAUCAGGCGCGUCAGCCUGACUUGGUCGACCUUAGAGAACCAGCCGCCACGGCGGACGAGCAGGAGAACAAGCUCACGCUCGCGCUCUUCUCCGCGCCGCCGCCGGCCACGAAAGGUGCCGACAGCAGCUGGGUCGCGUUCCCAUCGGAAUCCGACGACGCUCCGGUGGCGAUCACGUCGGCGUGGCAGACGCCGGCCGCGGAGCCAGGGAAGGCAGACUGGGAGCUGGCGCUGGUGGAGACAGCGAGCAACCUGUCCCGGCAGACGGCGUCGCUCGGCGGCGGUAUGGACCCUCUCCUCCUCGGCGGGAUGUACGACCAGGGCGCUGUCCGGCGACAGGUGGCCGCGCAGGCGGUGUCGGGGAGCGCGAGCAGCGUGGCAUUGCCCACGCACGGGCACGGCGCGGCGGCGCCCGUGCUCAUGCUGCCGGCGCCCGACGGCACGGUGCAGGCGAUCGGCGGCGACCCGUUCGCGGCGUCGCUGGCGGUGCCGCCGCCGUCGUACGUGCAGAUGGCGGAGAUGGAGCGGAAGCAGCAGCUGCUGGUGCAGGAGCAGCAGAUGUGGGCGCAGUACCGGCAGGGCGGCAUGCAGGGGCAGCCUGUCGGCUUCAACGGGCUCGCCGCCGGCAGCGUGUUCGCAGCGAACACCGCGGUGGCCAUGCCCUACGGGAUGCCCGUGGCGUACAACCAUGUCGGUGGGUACUAUUAGCGAUAUGAGCAAUUGAGCAUCGUUAUUCUGUGAAUAAUACUCGUGACGACAACAAGUUAUAGUUCUUGUCUCUUGAUCGAUUCUGAAUGUGUUUGCAGUUUACACAAUAAUGAUAAAUUACUGAGAUAAGAAUCCGGUUAUGUUGGAUGUCGAUCUUGUUUCUAUCUUGGAAUUUAAAGUUGAAGUGGAGUUCAGGUUGGAAUUCACAUUUUUAUUUAAAAAAAGAUUGGAAUUCACAUUUCAGCA